AUGGCAUGGUUCACAGUCAUCCUUCAGGCUUUUGGCUUUACACCCAGUGGUCCGCUACUAGAAUCAUUCGCGUCUUGGGCUCAGGGCUUGAUAGGCAAUGUUGCACCUAGAAGCCUCUUUGCAAUCUUUCAGAGUGCUGCCAUGGGUGGUUACGGAGUCGAUAUCUUGGGAAGUGUAACCAAUAUGUUUUCUGCCCUCGCAGGUGGCGGCGCAUUUGCACGUUUCGUGUACUCGGCUUUUGGCCAAGCAAGAGAAGCUGGGAACAGCACUUAUACCGGUUGA
Messenger RNA from Fusarium mangiferae, 282 nucleotides. RefSeq lists its product as uncharacterized. The transcript is spliced from 2 exons. The record is from RefSeq and is a predicted model, not a curated record. Bases 1 to 282 code for a protein of 93 amino acids. Gene Ontology annotation, cellular component: membrane. Lineage: Eukaryota; Fungi; Ascomycota; Sordariomycetes; Hypocreales; Nectriaceae.